Messenger RNA from Cryptomeria japonica (Japanese cedar), 1989 nucleotides. RefSeq names its product ankyrin repeat-containing protein At5g02620-like. Gene Ontology annotation, cellular component: plasma membrane. The transcript has 3 exons. The record is from RefSeq and is a predicted model, not a curated record. Gene Ontology annotation, molecular function: protein phosphatase 1 binding; protein phosphatase regulator activity. NCBI's taxonomy places the organism in Eukaryota, Viridiplantae, Streptophyta, Pinopsida, Cupressales, Cupressaceae. The coding region runs from base 128 to 1873 and encodes 581 amino acids.
AAAUGACUUCAUGUGGCUUAAAAUUAUUAACAAGGCUAGGCUUCCCCGUCCGUAUCAUAUAGAAGCAGUAUAAAAUGUAGCAGGGGAAAGAGGGGAAGCAUUAGAAAAGGAAACCCUAAUCACAAAAAUGCGUCGUGAUCUCUUCGUCGCUACCAGAAAGGGCGAUCUCAAAGUCCUGCAAGAUAUAUAUGGACAGAACCAGCGGCAUGUGACCAGGGGGCUUACUUUUGAAGGAAAUAGUGCUCUGCACAUCGCUGCAAGAGAAGGGCAUCUGGAUGUUGUUAAAUGGCUAGUUAGUGUGAAGCCCUGCUUGGCUGCAGCUCGUAAUUCUGAUAAGAAUACGGCGCUGCAUGAAGCUGCUAAGAAGGGUAAGCCUGAGGUUGUGAAAACUCUGCUUAAGUUUAACAAGUAUGCUGUGUACAGGCGCAAUCAGUUUGGAGAGACUGCCCUGAUAAUAGCUUCAGAGCACGGUCAUGUGGAAGCAGCGGAGCUUUUGCUAGAAGCCACGCCAUUGUUUCUGGUUUUCUGGCCAAGGGAGGACCGUCAGACAUGCCUCAACACUGCAGCUUAUGCAGGACAUCUAGAUGUAGUAAAGCUAAUACUCGGUGAGUCUAGAUUCUGCUUAGAUAUCAUGCCUUUCAUGCUGCUGAUAGGGGAUGAAAAGGGUGUCACCCCAUUGCAUGCAGCUGUUCAUGGUGGACAUAAGGAGAUUGUCAAAGAGAUAUUAAGACCUGAGUUGAAUGAUUGGCAUAAGAGCUUAAUGACAAAGAAGGAUAAAUUUGGACGGUGUGCAAUCCACAUAGCAGCCAUGAAGGGCCAUGGAGAUAUUAUAGAUGUAUUCAUGACAUCAAUGCCAGAUUGUGUUGAGAUACGAAGCACCUGCCUUAAAACUGUUGUGCACUUUGCUGUGGAAUAUGACCAACUAUUUGUGUUCAAGAAGUUACUAUUUGAAAAUGAGGGCGAAACUAACGCCAAACUGGUGAGCUAUGACUAUGACAUUUGGGGCAAUACAGCCUUGCAUUUGGCCGCCAUGAAUGGAGUGGAUCCCCUGCUUGUAGACUACUUGUUGUCAUUUCCUGGAGUAAAAGCAGAUCUUGUCAACAAUAAAGGUUUAAGCCCAUUGGACAUAGCAUUACAUGCAGUAUCUCAAGAUAAGCCAAACUUUGGUAAUAUUGUUCAACGUUUGAAAGAUCAUGGUGCUACACAAAGUUUAGUCUGCCAUUGUAGAUCUGAAUCACCUCCUUGGAAGUCACAACAAACAACUAAUAAAACUGGCAUUGAGAGCAAAAUAUUGGAUGUAGACACACUUGUGGCAUCACUCAUUGCCACAGUGACAUUUGCAGCUGUAUUCCAAAUACCUGGUGGAACUGAUAAGGAAAGUGGUCUUGCCAGUAUGUCAUUAGAAACAGUUUUUCAUGUAUUCUUAUUCUCAGAUUGUCUUGCCUUCUUUGCAUCCAUGACAGUAGUGAUUGCUUGGAUUUUUCGAGAAAGACUGCAGACAAAACUUGUUGCAGAUCGGUCAGCACUAGCCAAAUUAUCAAUGGUAAGCUUGGGGAUAGCAAUGGUCUCUACAUGUCUUGCAUUCUUAAGUGCCACCAUCCUAGUCACAAUACCUCGUAAACUUGAUUCAUUGCAGAACAAGCACCGUAAGAAGGAAUAUGAAACGAUAUUUACAGGUGAGAUUGUGAUAACAUUUUUGGCACCAUUACUUGCACUUGUGUUCUUAUCAUUGUCAUGGCUAUUUAAAUAUAACUUUCGUGCAACAAAUGAGAGACAAGCAAGACUCAAGUGGGAACUUAAACGGGUCGUCAUUUCUACACUCCCUGUGACUACAAUUGUACUUGUUAUCAUUUUUGUUUAUAUCACUAUAUGAUCAAAUGCUUUCUAUAUAGAAGAAGCAUGCACAAUAGCAUAAUCUUUGAUUUUUUAACAAUACUUUGUUCCACUUUCUGUUAUUUUGGAUUAUAUGAAGCGAAAUCCUUUCAAGGU